AUGCAUAAAACUAAUCUGUUAGUAAAUAAAUACAUGUUUGAUCACUGAUCACGAGCAAAUAACGUGAUAAAUAAAUCAAUGAAUGCAUGGAGGAACGCGAGCAGAAAAUAAACACGUCGGUGUCACUUUUCGAAUGCACUUUAAAGUUUUAUAUUUCAUAAAAGUGUGGAUUUUACCAUAUCUUUGGUACACAUUUGACUUCAUUUACUUUAGUUACGUCAUUCCAGUCAAGACCUAUGAUUCACAAAAUUUAAGCGUUAUGGAGAUUCUGAACGGGAACAUGGAAAUUCAUAGACAAAUAAAUGACCAGAUUUUCACGUGUCCUUACACACUAGAAUAUAAAUAGUCACGUCCCUUCCCCCCAAGUAGCACGCCUCUUAACGCCAUGAAUCCUGACGAUGAUGCCCCUUCAGCAACCACAUCAAAGAAGGCGAAACAUCCGAAGAAAACCGGCAAGAAGAGUAAAUUCCUUGCGAAACCUGUAGAUCACAUUUCCGUCUCAGACAUACAGCACCGCUCGGACGAUGAUUCUUCCGUUUUUGAGAUGGACGAAAACAAUCUCUUCAUCUGUGUCAAUGAAGCGAGGAAAGUGGUCUCUGCGCCAAGAGCAAGCAAUAAAUUUCUUGUGGAUAAAGAGGAUAUAAAUGAAUCUCCUCUCCCACUAAAGAAGCACAUGGUCGUAAUCAUACGCGACUUUUCCGUUAACAAGGAUUCCUCUGGAGAAAGUCCGACAAAGCUUUCUGCCUCCAAAGAGUUAAAGGUCAAACUACUAACUCACAAACUAUGCUCCUACAUCAUCGGGAUCCCCGGACUACUCGCAGAUCUUCAGGCAAUCAACAUAAUGAAAGGAUGUACCAAACAAAUUCCUGAAAUGGAGUCUGAGACAGCAUACAAGAGCCUUUUGCUAGCAAUUAUCGAGACAAAAAUCAGGGCUAAAACCGGAAAAGUUAUCAUUAUCAAUUUAGAAGAUCAAAGCUGUAUUUCUCCCCCUCAUUUGAAGUCAUAUUGUGAAGACAUGUGCAGAGCAGAGGUCUUCACACUUGACAAGUGUAAAAGUGCCUCGUUUCAUUUAAAGUUGGAAAAGUUGACAACUAGAAUAUGCAGAUAUCUUAAUGCGGUUGACCUAACGUCUCACAAGAAUUUAGAAAGUAAUGACGACACGGAUCCGAAAUUGGACCUCAAUGCAAACGAGCUUGAAAAUAAUGACUCAAUUUGCACCAAUAAUUUUUCCAAUGGUGACGACAUAUUGACGGAAGAAAUACCCGGUGAAGAAAUCUCCUCGUCACCCGGCGUCGCUGAACCAGAAGGUCUCGACGCCGGAAAUGAAGUAAUAGUCGACACGGCCAUAAUUGCAGAAAUUAAUAAUAACGACAACGUCAUUAACGUUCCACUGGAAGCUGUGACAAAUGAUGUAGAAACUUUAGAGGGAAAAAUUGAAGCUUAUAACAUAGACGUUCCGUGUCACGAUUUAAUCCUGGAGCACAAAGUGAGCGAGUCUGACAUCACGAACGGAAAUGAGGAUUGCGUCGGUCGCUCUGAAACCACAUCAGUUCGAGAUUGCAGCAAGACGGAUAUUGCUGCCGAUUUACGCAAACCAAGUUCUCGCGUGAGGAAGAAACGUCGCCAUGCCGUGACGGCCUUAUCGCAGCAGAAUGCCUCCAACGAUAACUCUCGAUCCAGCUCAAACAGUGAAGAAUCUCUUCACAUGAGUUUCAUUUUUGCUCAACGCCCAAAACUACUCAAGAUUCAACUUACGGCGGACGAAUCUCGCUAUCCGUCCUCCGUAUUCACACGGUUCCCAACGUCUCACGGGGGAAAUUCCGACGUCAAUUUGAACCCUGCCGAAGCGAAUUUGUACAAAGGCUGGGUCGCCGUCCCCACCGUGGACGCUACCUUAACCACAUCUCCCACCGGGGUAGUUAGUCAAAUUCGUACCAACUCUACCUCCGCCUACCAUAGUUUUAUCGUAAAAGUGAAACCAAAAUUUCGGAAAAUUGGCCAAGUAAUGAGAAAAGCUUUCAGCCCGAUUGGCAGUUUAUUUUCUUGCGAAGCCUGCACCAGCCACCAAAGCCGACCAAGCACCCCGCAACGUAUCGACUACCCUAGAAUUAUGCUGGAAUCUAGAGCAUUUGACCAGAGGGGACGAUAGAUAAGGGAUAAAAAUAGAUAGAAAAUGUUGUAAUGAAGCUGAAUAUUAAAGGAAAUAUAUGUAAAUCAAACUAUAA
Molecule: messenger RNA, 2225 nt
Organism: Folsomia candida
Lineage: Eukaryota; Metazoa; Arthropoda; Collembola; Entomobryomorpha; Isotomidae
Exons: 9
Coding region: 386-2149 (587 amino acids)
Source: RefSeq, a predicted model, not a curated record